AUGCCUUGUCGAUCCAAGCAAGCCCUUCUCCAGGGGAUUCGGCCCAAUGCCAACCAAAGAGUCGUCUGCGGUGUUUGCACUCGUCACUGCAUCUUCUGCGAUAUCUGGAAGCUGGCCACACUCGUCUACACCCGCAUCCCUCUGUCAUCCAAAUAUGACACUGUUCAGCCAAAGAGACAACAAUCCUCGCGUGCCUCUUCACCCACACAUCGCGAGACCUACGACUGGGAGUGCAGCGAGCGCAUGAUCGAAGCUCAAUUCCAGACACAACGAGUCCGACUAGCAAGCAUCAUGUCCAUCUGCACCGUCGAGGGCGCCGAAGAGAGCGAGGGUCUGCGCGUGGCCCACGACCGAUGCCUCGGCUCCGUCGAGCAACUACUACAUCAGGAGCGUGUGCUCGAAGACACUCUUGUGCGAUCCAUUCAAUCAUCCCAGCGGAGACCCGGUGAAUCCCAGUACACCGGUCAGUACUGUGGGCCCGCUAGCACCGACUACUAUUACCAUUACCCGACAGAGCGGAGAUCAAGCCGCGUUGGCCUUGCUGCAUGA
Messenger RNA from Cyphellophora europaea CBS 101466, 549 nucleotides. RefSeq lists its product as uncharacterized. The record is from RefSeq and is a predicted model, not a curated record. Bases 1 to 549 code for a protein of 182 amino acids. The transcript has a single exon. NCBI's taxonomy places the organism in Eukaryota, Fungi, Ascomycota, Eurotiomycetes, Chaetothyriales, Cyphellophoraceae.